GGUGAUCAGCACAGCACUGGGCACUUUGCUGAUGGAAUUAAUUGAGCCAGCUUGGGUUGUCCAGCUCCAAGAUGCUCGCUUUGAGCUGUCAGAAAUGCUUGGGCUGGACCAGAGGACCAUUUUUUCUGCUAAUCACUUCCUGGAAAUCUUACCCUCAGGCAGGAUGUGCUGAAGCCCAAGCCAGUUUGUGGAUUUUUAAGUACUCAGAAAUUUUGCAAGCUUUUUGUGAAACCAUUAGUUUAUUGAAAUCAACUGUGGUAGCAGUAUUUAAACCACAGAAAUUACAAAGUUGGUAAAUGCUACGCUUUAGGGCUUUUUUUUUUUUUUUUAAAUCUUGUAGAGCUUGUUAACCAGAACACCACUGUAAGAGACCUUGAAUCUUUUUGUUCCCAGGACUUUCUGAAUUUUCAGCCCAUAUGACAUGGAAGAAGAGUUAGAAGGGGAAUCUGACUGCUUGGAUCAGGGACUGUCUGGCUGGUGGAACUUGAAUGUAUACAACACUCUUCAUUUGCAUGUUUUGACAUUUUAAAAAAUGUUUUCACUUUCCUUAUCUACUUUGACUCUAAUAACAUCCUGAAAGGUAAGUAGAAUUAUUCUCAUAAUAUGAUGAAGAACCCAAGGCUCUCAAGGGAACACCACUCUUGGAUUAUUUAGCCCCGCUCUUCUACAAGAAUUGCAUACCCCAACCCCUGGAGCCCCUCCCCAUAUCCAUGUUUCUGCCCUAUAAUCUGAUCCUUUCACCAAAAAUGUUUAGAUCAGGUACACACACCUGAACUAAAUUGGGACUAUCAGUUUCUCUCUCUUUAAAUUGCCCUGAGAAUUGAAACUCAGAGGAGCAAAAGUCUAAGUUUUGAGAGAUAACAUGUGUAAAAUGGCAGGAAUCCAAAUCCAUAGGCACAGUCCACAGAUUCCUGAAGCUAGGGGUUCUGGCCCGAACCUGGUUUUCAAUCUUCUCCCCUUAAGCCCUUCCUAGCUCUUUUAAACUCUUUGAAUUGCUUUAAAUAGCCCUAGUUUCUUAAACUAAAUUCUCCUUUUUUGGUAAAGGUACAUUGAAUUAGUUUCUGUUAUUUGCUAUCAAAAGAAUCUUACCUAAUAUGGGCACAGAGAUGUGAAGAUCUUUUUUCAAGGCUGCACAGCUAGUGAGCAACUGACCAGUUUUGAACCCAAGUCUGUCUGGCUCCAGGUAUAAUGCCUGAGUCCUUAUUCCAUAUACACUGGUUAGACUGGAGCUAUGAGUGGAAGUUUUUUUGUCCUGCCCAUUAUGAAAGUUGAAAAAUUCUCCUGAUAACUCCUGCCCCAUUCUUUAUAUUAAUACAUUCUCUUUUUUCUUAAGUCCAAUGAAGCCUAAUUUCGGAGAUAUAAUCAAGAUGAGCUGAGCUGAUUUAGGUUGAUCACAGGACAAAAUGAAGGAAAUAGGAAAAAUCUCUAGUUUUCCUUCUCUUCAAAGCUUAGACUCACUAACUUCAGAAGAGGUGUUAAAUGUCCUAAGAUUGUUAAUUUGGAUAUCUGUUGACCUAGGCUCACUCCCAAAUAGAAUUGGAUCAAGGAAAAAUGAAUCAAACCUGUCCUGAGGUUUUUCUCUCCUCCUCCCCGAGAGUGCCCCAUGCCUCCCAGGAAGCCCUACAGUGGUCCAUCUGGGGCCACUGGAGUGGGGAUUUGCUCUUUGGCUCCCCUGACUCACCAAGCACUUGCAGCUUGAUCUUCCAUUCUUGCUCAUUCCCAGUCUUUUUCAACACCCUCAUGAUGUAGGUGCUGUUGUCCUCUUUCUGGACCUUAGAGAUGUACAGUGCGCCACUCUGAGGAUCAAGUCUGACCCUGCCUUUAAAUUUGGAUUCAAAGUACUUAGAUUUUCUGGAAUCCCAUUCUACAAUCUUCUGGUCGAAAGUAUAAAACCAGGUUAGUUGUUUGUAGUUCUCAGGCAGGCUCUCAGAGAUGUUCAGAGUCACGUUGCUGCCGGAGACCACGGUCAUAUGUACCAAGUGACCUGCCAAUGAGAUUCAGAGUGAGACCUGCGCUAGAGGAGGCAGUGUUGCUGACAGGCCCAGGGUAUAGCCUGGGCUGGUGGAACAGGUGAGAAGGAAGGGAUUUCUGCUUAGGAGCAGUGAGUAUGGUUUUCACUGGAGGUCCAGGUCUCCUGCUUAGGAACUCAAGAAAAGUUGAAGCUUGAAAAGUGGGCAUGGGGGAAGGGGAUGCUGCUUAUAAUUAAUCUAGUACUGUCCCCAGAAAAUGAAAGAAUUGAGUAAGGCCAACUGAGGUUGGGCCUGGCUCUCUCCCUUACUCUCAUACCAGUAGACUUUCAAAUAAACUGAUGACAAGUCAUAUCUCUGCUCUGGUCUUGUGUUUCCUGUCUAUUCUCAUUUCAGUAAGCAUGUUGUUAGUCCCUAGAGGCAUAGACAUAAAAAGUACAUGAUUCUGUUUAAAAAUAUUUAAUAUACCAAUGUGGGAGGACAAACACACAAACAAAUAAUCCUAAUAUAUUAUCUUGAUGACUAUAAUAAAGGUAACGUGGGGACCAAGGGAAAGCUUCCCCUUCACCUUCUGAAGGUUUGCCAAAAAUCACUGACAAGAGGCAGAUUAAGGAGGAAAGGCAUACAGAUCAAUUUAACGUGUAAGCAGAGCCUUCCUAAUGAAGAGCCAAAGAUACAGGGCAAAUUGUCCAUUUUUAUGCUUAGGUUCAACAAAGUAUGGACAGUCAUGGAGAAAUAUGAUUGGACAAAAAGGGUAUGAUUGAAUGCCAAUAGACUGACUGCGGGAAACCCAGCAAGGCCUAUCUUUCUAGAUUCUGCUUGGCCUUUCUGUGCCAGAUUCUUUCCUUCCUCCCGUGUGUGGGUCAGGCCCUCUCUAGAAUGGGGGUCUUAUGAUUCACAAUCAAACAAGAUAGGUCAGAUAAUUUCUUUAUAGCUAUUUUUUUUUUACAGAGAAAGGCUCAAGGAAAGUUAGGGUGGUAUAUUUAAAUUUUAUGGCUGGCUUUGGGGAAAAGGGGUUUUGGCUUCUAUGGCCCACCUUGGGAAAGAGGGAUUCCAGUGUCUAUGGCUAGCCUAGGGGAGAAUGGGACUGAUAGACAGGAGGGCAGGAGAAGGUCAGAGAAAAACUUUCACUUCUGAGGCUGCUUCUGAGGCCAUCAUUUUAGGGCAUCAUUUCCUGACUCCUGACAAUAAACACAGUGUGCUAUGGGAAUAUAUUCCUAUCCGGAGGGUAGGGAUAGAAAAUGGAGAAAAUACUAAGAAAAAUCUCUUUGGAGGAGAUGACCACUAGGGUAAGCCAAAGGGUGAUUAAAAGCUAAUAUUUGUUAAGAACUAUCUGUCAGGCACUAUUUGAGACACUUGGGAUACAUCAAUGAACUAAGCAGCUAUCGGGGAAUCUGCCCUGAUAUUCACAUAGGUUCUUUUCUAUUUUUCCUAAGCAUUGGCCAGCUUGAGAAAUAAAGGGACAGAGUACAAAAGAGAGAAAUUUUAAAGCUGAGCAUCUGGGGGAGACAUCACAUGUCGGUAGGUUCCGUGAUGCCCCACAAGCUACAAAAACCAGCAAGUUUUUAUUAGAGAUUUUCAAAAGGGGAGGGAGUGUGCAAAUAGGUGUGGGUGACAGACAUCAAGUACUUAACGGGGUAUUAGAAUACCAUAAGGCAAGAGGAGGCAGGGCGAGAUCACAGGACCACAGGACCGAGGUGAAAUUAAAAUUGCUAAUGAAGUUUCGGGCACCAUUGUCAUUGAUAACAUCUUAUCAGGAGACAGGGUUUUGAGAUCAACCAGUCUGACCAAAAUUUAUUAGGCAGGAGUUUUCUCUUCCUAAUAAGCCUGGGAGUGCUAUGGGAGACUGGAGUCUAUUUCACCUCUGCAGUUUCGACCAUAAGAGACAGGAGCACCUGGGGGUGCUGUUUAUAAGCCUAUACCUCCAGGCGCGUAUUCUCUUUCUCAGGGAUGUUCCAUGCUGAGAAAAAGAACUCAGCGAUAUUUCUCCCAUUUGCUUUUGAAAGAAGAGAAAUAUGGCUCUGUUCUGCCUGGCUCACCGGUGGUCAGAGUUUAAGGUUAUCUCUCUAGUUUCCUAAACAUUGCUGUUAUCUUGUUCUUUUUUCAAGGUGCCCAGAUUUCAUAUUGUUUAAACACACGUGUUCUAUAAUUUGUGCAGUUAAUGCAAUUAUCACAUGGUCCUGAGGUGACAUACAUCCUCCUUGGCUGACAGGAUUAAGAGAUUAAAGUAAAGACAGGCAUAGGAAAUCACAAGGGUAUUGACUGGGGAAGUGAUAAGUGUCCAUGAAAUCUUUACAAUUUAUGUUUAGAGAUUGCAGUAAAGACAGGCAUAAGAAAUUAUGAAAGUAUUAAUUUGGGGAACUAAUAAAUGUCCAUAAAAUAUUCACAAUCCACGUUCUUCUGCCAUGGCUUCAGCCGGUCCCUCCAUUUGGGGUCCCUGACUUCCUGCAACAUCUCUCCCUUUCUUUUUAUAUAAAUGUGCCAUGGCAAUGAAGGCUUGUUCAUUCUCUUGAUUUUGACACAGGAUUCUUUGAGUGGUCUGGGACACUAAAAACAAGCUGAUUAAACACAGAAACAUAUUCCAAAAUUUACUACAGUGGAGCCCCCAGUAGACUUAAUCCAAGUAGUGGGGUUUAAUCCAUAAAGAUUUUCUGCCACCUGAUCUAAUGCCUCAGCUCCAGGCAUGAUGGAUAAGUGAGCUUGAGAGGCUUCAAAAAUUUGUUUCUUUAAUUUAGUUAUGUCCAAUGAUAAAUUAUCUUCUCUACCUAGAAGGUGUCCUUUGACCAUUUCCUAUGAAUGAUCAGUCUCAUUAUAGGAAUACGGGGUGAUGCAGAAAUCUGAAGUAUUCCAAUCGCACUGCAUUUGCAUGUGAUGUUUGAGACUCACUACCUGAUCUCCAAGCCAAAUAACAGACUGUCUUAAAUCAUUAAUUUGACUUGCCAAUUUUUGAUGGAUGCCUUGUUGAGAAUUCCACAUUUGGGUGGAAUUGGCUUGCCAAUCAUUAACAAAAUGAGCCGUUUGAAUAGAUUGAUGUAAUGCCAUUCCAUCAGUGGUGGCCAUUGCAGUGACUGUAAUUAGGCCCGUGAUAACAGCGAUUAAAGUGAAAACAAAUCUCUUAGAUCUUUUUAGAAUUUGCUGUAGCACUUCAUUAAUUAAAUGUAUUGGGGGGAGGAUUCGCAAGGUCUAGGUAAAGUUACUGGAAUCCAGAUUCCUUCUCAAACUCGAACCAACAUUACACUUUUCCUGGAGUCAAAAUGGGAGUUAAUACAAGUGUAUAGAUGACAAUUAAUGCAUUGGAAAGUUUGAUUAUUUGUCCAAAUUUUAAUAUUUCCUACUAACAGCAUGUAAGGAGGCUUAACACAACUCUGUAUGGGAAUAGUCAGGUUGGAGGUAAGUAAAGCAGAAUGUCUGGGUCUAUGUUGAUACUGAGAGAGUGGGACAGUAGUGGGAACAACAGUCAAAAUAGUUUUCCCUUCCCAUACUCGCAGUCCAGACAUGGCAAUAGCCAAUUUCCAAAGUUCUGGGUGUUCUGGGCUCAGAAUGGGGAGUAUCAUACGAGGCUUGGGGGGCGGGUAAUGCCUUUAUCUUCCCAUUUUAAGGGAAAGAAUGAGCUGAUCCUCCUAUGCAAAGUAGAAUGAUGAUUCUCGUUCUCCUGAUAAGAAAUAAAAUAAUUAGCCUCCAGGAAUUCCCUUCCACUAGAGGAGCAAUUAUUUUUUAAAUAGCCCUUUGGUGCCCAGUCUAUUACUAAACCAUAUGAGUCAUUUUUUAAUAUUACUGCAUGUGAGUUAACACAAUCAUCCUAAAUUAAAGUUUUAGAUGGGCCCUCAAAAUUUUUAGGGCAUGGUUUUCCUGCAGGUUUAUAUUGAAAGUAUGGGGUAUCUCCCAUUACUUCUCCUUUCAUUUGUUUUAAAGGAGAAAGGGAGAGGCCAGAGACUAAAUGUCCUAUUUUAUCUGUAGCUGAUGUUUUCGGAAGAUAAGCAGCCUAGAAUUGAGUUUCUAGGUGGAUGCAACCAGGUGCAUGUCCGAGGCACAGAGGGGGGUAUUUAUAAUCUAUGGUAACAUUAAAUGCAGUGCCUUCUUCUCCUGGUUGAGCAGGGCAACGGUCAUCUGUGGCUCUAGGCAUCUACACACUAUCAUUAGUGUAGAUUUCUGCAGGAGCAUCUAUCUAGGUGAGAGGUCGAAUAAGUGGAGGAAAAGGCACAUAAGCCUAAUAAGAAUAAUUAUGUGUAGCAGGUAAAUCAGUGUGAGAGGAAACUGGUGAGACAGAAAGUAUAAGGAGGAGAAUCAUUAAAUAAAACCUAGUGUAAGUGAGAUUGAGUGCUGAAGGAGGAAGAGAAGAACAGAGGGAUGUUAUUUUCAGGCUAAUAGAAAUGGUGAGAUUUUUAGGUUUGUAAGGAGAAAAAGAAAAGUAAUCAGGAGAAGUGGGAUUAGUUAGAUGGGUCUCCACUGCCAUCAGGGAGGAUUGAUUUACACCUAUUGUGAUUUGGUGUGCCUGUUUCUGAGGAGUCAGCAGAGAUCUCACCACGUCUGAAGGCAAUCUCUGACACAGAUGUUUUUUGUCUGUGGUUUUAGUUGUCAGUAUUCACCUGAAGCUUGAGUCUUCUGGUGGGUACCUAGACAUGGGAUUGAUGAUCUCCUGGUGAAACACAAGCAUAUCCUCUUCCCUACGUUAUAAUUGUGCCAGGUUCCUAGGUAUUGGUUUGAGAGUUUUUCCAUAACACUGACUUGCCUUCGUUUAUGGAAAAUUUUUUGCCUGUAUAAUGGCGUUUGGCUGCAGUUACAGUAUUAUCUUUAGGAACAUUUAAAAAAUUUAAAGUAAAUAAUGCCAAAUGUAAUUGGGAGUGUGGAGUAGUUAAAUCAUGUUUUGGUUGUUCAGACUGUUUGGACAAUUGGGUUUUUAAAGUGCGAUUGGCCUGUUCCACCACAGCCUGUCCUUGAGGAUUGUAAGGGAUUCUAGUAAUAUGGGAAAUUCCUUACUGUUGUAUAAAUGAAUCAAAAGCCUUACUAACAUAUCCAGGGGCAUUGUCUGUCUUUAUUUGAUAUGGAAGCCCCAUAACUGCAAAGCAAGAAUACAGAUGUUUUUAAAAAUGGGCCGUGCCUUCCCCUGUUUGUCAAGUAGCCCAGAUAAAACCUGAGAAGGUAUCUACUGAGACAUGCACAUAUGACAGUCUGCCAAAGGAGCUAACAUGAGUCACAUCCAUUUGCCAUCAAGCAUUAGGAGUUAGGCCUCUAGGCUUAACACCAGGUUCCUGAUUUGGAAGUACGAAGACCUGGCACUGAGGGCAGCUGUGAACAAUAAACUUAGCCUGUUUCUAGGUAAGAGCAAAUUUAUCUUUUAAGCCAGUGGCAUUGACAUGAGUGAGAUUAUGGAACUCCUGAGCUUCUUGGGUCAUUAAAGACACCAAACAGUCAACUUCAUGGUUACCAGCAGACAUGGGUCCUGGUAAAGUGGUAUGAGACCUAAUAUGUGUAAUAUAGGAAGGGUGUCUACACUGGUGAACCACCUGUUGUAACCUUGAAAAUAAAGAAGCCAAUUCAGAAUUAUCAAUAUGUUUGAUAGUAGCAGUUUCUAUAUUUUUAGUGGCAUGUACAACAUAAGCGGAAUCUGAGACUGUGGGGAAAAGCAAGAGAGGUCAGAUUGUUACUGUGUCUGUAUAGAAAGAAGUAGACAUAGGAGACUCCAUUUUGUUCUGUACUAAGAAAAAUUAUUCUGCCUUGAGAUGCUGUUAAUCUAUGACCUUACCCCCAACCCCGUGCUCUCUGAAACAUGUGCUGUGUCAAACUCAGGGUUAAAUGGAUUAAGGGCGGUGCAAGAUGUGCUUUGUUAAACAGAUGCUUGAAGGCAGCAUGCUCAUUAAGAGUCAUCACCACUCCCUAAUCUCAAGUACCCAGGGACACAAAAACUGCGGAAGCCUGCAGGGGCCUCUGCCUAGGAAAGCCAGGUAUUGUCCAAGGUUUCUCCCCAUGUGAUAGUCUGAAAUAUGGCCUCGUGGGAAGGGAAAGACCUGACCGUCCCCCAGCCCGACACCCGUAAAGGGUCUGUGCUGAGGAGGAUUAGUAUAAGAGGAAAGCAUGUCUCUUGCAGUUGAGACAAGAGGAAGGCAUCUGUUUCCCGCCCAUCCCUGGGCAAUGGAAUGUCUCGGUAUAAAACCCGAUUGUACGUUCCACCUACUGAGAUAGGGAGAAACCACCUUAGGGCUGGAGGUGGGACAUGCAGGCAGCAAUACUGCUUUGUAAAGCAUUGAGAUGUUUAUGUGUAUGCAUAUCUAAAAGCACAGCAUUUAAUCCUUUACCUUGUCUAUGAUGCAAAGACCUUUGUUCACGUGUUUGUCUGCUCACCCUCUCCCCACUAUUGUCUUGUGACCCUGACACAUCUCCCUCUCGGAGAAACACCCACGAAUGAUCAAUAAAUACUAAGGGGACUCAGAGGCUGGUGGGAUCCUCCAUAUGCUGAACGUUGGUUCCCCGGGCCCCCUUAUUUCUUUCUCUAUACUUUGUCUCUGUGUCUUUUUCUUUUCCAAGUCUCUCAUUGCACCUUACGAGAAACACCCACAGGUGUGGAGGGGCAACCCACCCCUUCAUCUGGUGCCCAACGUGGAGGCUUUUCUCUGGGGUGAAGGUACACUCGAGCGUGGUCAUUGAGGACAAGUCGACAAGAGAUCCCGAGUACAUCUACAGUCAGCCUUACGGUAAGCUUGUGCACUCGGAAGAAGCUAGGGUGACAAUGGGGCAAACUAAAACUAAAAGUAAAUAUGCCUCUUAUCUUAGCUUCAUUAAAAUUCUUUUAAAAAGAGGGGGAGUUAGAGUAUCCACCAAAAAUCUAAUCAAGCUAUUUCAAACAACAGAACAAUUUUGCCCAUGGUUUCCAGAACAAGGAAAUUUAGAUCUAGAAGAUUGGAAAAGAAUUGGUAAGGAACUAAAACAAGCAGGUAGGAAGGGUAAUAUCAUUCCACUUACAGUAUGGAAUGAUUGGCCCAUUAUUAAAGCAGCUUUAGAACCAUUUCAAACAGAAGAUAGCGUUUCAGUUUCUGAUGCCCCUGGAAGCUGUAUAAUAGAUUGUAAUGAAAAGACAAGGAAAAAAUCCCAGAAGGAAACGGAAACUUUACAUUGCGAAUAUGUAGCAGAGCCGUUAAUGGCUCAGUCAACGCAAAAUGUUGACUAUAAUCAAUUACAGGAGGUGAUAUAUCCUGAAACAUUAAAAUUAGAAGGAAAAGGUCCAGAAUUAGUGGGGCCAUUAGAGUCUAAACCACGAGGGCCAAGUCCUCUUUCAGCAGGUCAGGUGACCGUAACAUUACAACCUCAAGCGCAGGUUAGAGAAAAUAAGACCCAACUGCCAGUAGCUUAUCAAUACUGGCCACCGGCCGAACUUCAGUAUCGGCCACCCCCAGAAAGUCAGUAUGGAUAUCUAGGAAUGCCCCCAGCACCACAGGGCAGGGAGCCAUACCCUCAGCCGCCCACUAGGAGACAAUCCUAUGGCACCACCUAGUAGACAGGGUAGUGAAUUACAUGAAAUUAUUGAGAAGUCAAGAAAGGAAGGAGAUACUGAGGCGUGGCAAUUCCCAGUAACGUUAGAACCGAUGCCACCUGGAGAAGGAGCCCAAGAGGGAGAGCCUCUCACAGUUGAGGCCAGAUACAAGUCUUUUUAGAUAAAAAUGCUAAAAGAUAUGAAAGAGGGAGUAAAACAGUAUGGACCCAACUCCCCUUAUAUGAGGACAUUAUUAGAUUCCAUUGCUCAUGGACAUAGACUCAUUCCUUAUGAUUGGGAGAUUCUGGCAAAAUCAUCUCUCUCACCCUCUCAAUUUUUACAAUUUAAGACUUGGUGAAUUGAUGGGGCACAAGAACAGGUCCGAAGAAAUAGGGCUGCCAAUCCUCCAGUUAACAUAGAUGCAGAUCAACUAUUAGGAACAGGUCAAAAUUGGAGCACUAUUAGUCAACAAGCAUUAAUGCAAAAUGAGGCCAUUGAGCAAGUUAGAGCUAUCUGCCUUAGAGCCUGGGAAAAAAUCCAAGACCCAGGAAGCGCCUGCUCCACAUUUAAUACAGUAAGACAAGGUUCAAAAGAGCCCUACCCUGAUUUUGUGGCAAGGCUCCAAGAUGUUGCUCAAAAGUCAAUUGCCAGUGAAAAAGCCCGUAAGGUCAUAGUGGAGUUGAUGGCAUACGAAAACGCCAAUCCUGAGUGUCAAUCAGCCAUUAAGCCAUUAAAAGGAAAGGUUCCCGCAGGAUCAGAUGUAAUCUCAGAGUAUGUAAAAGCCCGUGAUGGAAUUGGAGGAGCUACGCAUAAAGCUAUGCUUAUGGCCCAAGCAAUAACAGGAGUUGUUUUAGGAGGACAAGUUAGAACAUUUGGAGGAAAAUGUUAUAAUUGUGGUCAAAUUGGUCAUUUAAAAAAGAAUUGCCCAGUCUUAAAUAAACAGAAUAUAACUAUUCAAGCUACUACAACAACAGGUAGAGAGCCACCUGACUUAUGUCCAAGAUGUAAAAAAGGAAAACAUUGGGCUAGUCAAUGUCAUUCUAAAUUUGAUAAAAAUGGGCAAUCAUUGUCGGGAAACUACCAAAAGGGCUAGUCAAUGUCGUUCCAAAUUUGAUAAAAAUGGGCAACCAUUGUCGGGAAACUAGCAAAGGGGCCAGCCUCAGGCCCUGCAACAAACUGGGGCAUUCCCAAUUCAGCCCUUUGUUCCUCAGGGUUUUCAGGGACAACAACCCCCACUGUCCCAAGUACCUCAGGGAAUAAGCCAGUUACCACAGUACAACAAUUGUCCCCCGCCACAAGUGGCAGUGCAGCAGUAGAUUUAUGUACUAUACAAGCAGUCUCUCUGCUUCCAGGGGAGCCCCCACAAAAAAUCCCCACAGGAGUAUAUGGCCCGCUGCCUGAGGAGACUGUAGGACUAAUCUUGGGAAGAUCACGUCUAAAUCUAAAAGGAGUUCAAAUUCAUACUGGUGUGGUUGAUUCAGACUAUAAAGGUGAAAUUCAAUUGGUUAUUAGCUCUUCAAUUCCUUGGAGUGCCAGUCCAGGAGACAGGAUUGCUCGAUUAUUACUCCUGCCAUAUAUUAAGGUUGGAAAUAGUGAAAUAAAAAGAACAGGAGGGUUUGGAAGCACUGAUCCGACAGGAAAGGCUGCAUAUUGGGCAAGUCAGGUCUCAGAGAACAGACCUGUGUGUAAGGCCGUUAUUCAAGGAAAACAGCUUGAAGGAUUGGUAGACACUGGAGCAGAUGUCUCUAUCAUUGCUUUAAAUCAGUGGCCAAAAAAUUGGCCUAAACAAAAGACUGUUACAGGACUUGUCGGCAUAGUCACAGCCUCAGAAGUGUAUCAGAGUACUGAGAUUUUACAUUGCUUAGGGCCACAUAAUCAAGAAAGUACUGUUCAGCCAAUGAUCACUUCAAUUCCUCUUAAUCUGUGGGGUCGAGAUUUGUUACAACAAUGGGGUGCGGAAAUCACCAUGACCGCUACAUUAUAUAGCCCCAUGAGUCAAAAAAUCAUGACCAAGAUGGGAUAUAUACCAGGAAAGGGACUAGGAAAAAAUGAAGAUGGCAUUAAAGUUCCAAUUGAGGCUAAAAUAAAUCACGGAAGAGAAGGAACAGGGUAUCCUUUUUAGGGGUGACCACUGUAGAGCCUCCUAAACCCAUACCGUUAACUUGGAAAACAGAAAAACUGGUGUGGGUAAAUCAGUGGCCGCUACCAAAACAAAAACUGGAGGCUUUACAUUUAUUAGCAAAUGAACAGUUAGAAAAGGGACAUAUUGAGCCUUCAUUCUCGCCUUGGAAUUCUCCUGUGUUUGUAAUUCAGAAGAAAUCCAGCAAAUGGCGUAUGUUAACUGACUUAAGGGCUGUAAAUGCCGUAAUUCAACCCAUGGGGCCUCUCCAACCUGGGUUGCCCUCUCCAGCCAUGAUCCCAAAAGAUUGGCCUUUAAUUAUAAUUGAUCUAAAGGACUGCUUUUUUACCAUCCCUCUGGCAGAGCAGGAUUGUGAAAAAUUUGCCUUUACUAUACCAGCCAUAAAUAAUAAAGAACCAGCCACCAGGUUUCAGUGGAAAGUGUUACCUCAGGGAAUGCUUAAUAGUCCAACUAUUUGUCAGACUUUUGUAGGUCGAGCUCUUCAACCAGUUAGAGACAAGUUUUCAGACUGUUAUAUUAUUCAUUAUUUUGAUGAUAUUUUAUGUGCUGCAGAAACGAAAGAUAAAUUAAUUGACUGUUAUACAUUUCUGCAAGCAGAGGUUGCCAAUGCAGGACUGGCAAUAGCAUCUGAUAAGAUCCAAACCUCUACUCCUUUUCAUUAUUUAGGGAUGCAGAUAGAAAAUAGAAAAAUUAAGCCACAAAAAAUAGAAAUAAGAAAAGACACAUUAAAAACACUAAAUGAUUUUCAAAAAUUGCUGGGAGAUAUUAAUUGGAUUCGGCCAACUCUAGGCAUUCCUACUUAUGCCAUGUCAAAUUUGUUCUCUAUCUUAAGAGGAGACUCAGACUUAAAUAGUAAAAGAAUGUUAACCCCAGAGGCAACAAAAGAAAUUAAAUUAGUGGAAGAAAAAAUUCAGUCAGCGCAAAUAAAUAGAAUAGAUCCCUUAGCCCCACUCCAACUUUUGAUUUUUGCCACUGCACAUUCUCCAACAGGCAUCAUUAUUCAAAAUACUGAUCUUGUGGAGUGGUCAUUCCUUCCUCACAGUACAGUUAAGACUUUUACAUUGUACUUGGAUCAAAUAGCUACUUUAAUUGGUCCGACAAGAUUACGAAUAAUAAAAUUAUGUGGAAAUGACCCAGACAAAAUAGUUGUCCCUUUAACCAAGGAACAAGUUAGACAAGCCUUUAUCAAUUCUGGUGCAUGGCAGAUUGGUCUUGCUAAUUUUGUGGGAAUUAUUGAUAAUCAUUACCCAAAAACAAAAAUCUUCCAGUUCUUAAAAUUGACUACUUGGAUUCUACCUAAAAUUACCAGAUGUGAACCUUUAGAAAAUGCUCUAACAGUAUUUACUGAUGGUUCCAGCAAUGGAAAAGUGGCUUACACAGGGCCAAAAGAACGAGUAAUCAAAACUCCAUAUCAAUCGGCUCAAAGAGCAGAGUUGGUUGCAGUCAUUACAGUGUUACAAGAUUUUGAUCAACCUAUCAAUAUUAUAUCAGAUUCUGCAUAUGUAGUACAGGCUACAAGGGAUGUUGAGACAGCUCUAAUUAAAUAUAGCAUGGACGAUCAGUUAAACCAGCUAUUCAAUUUAUUACAACAAACUGUAAGAAAAAGAAACUUCCCAUUUUAUAUUACUCAUAUUCGAGCACACACUAAUUUACCAGGGCCUUUGACUAAAGCAAAUGAACAAGCUGACUUACUGGUAUCAUCUGCAUUCAUAAAAGCACAAGAACUUCAUGCUUUGACUCAUGUAAAUGCAGCAGGAUUAAAAAACAAAUUUGAUGUCACAUAGAAACAGGCAAAAGAUAUUGUACAACAUUGCACCCAGUGUCAAGUCUUAGACCUGCCCACUCAAGAGGCAGGAGUUAACCCAGAGGUCUGUGUCCUAAUGCAUUAUGGCAAAUGGAUGUCACGCAUGUACCUUCAUUUGGAAGAUUAUCAUAUGUCAUGUAACAGUUGAUACUUAUUCACAUUUCAUGUGGGCAACUUGCCAAACAGGAGAAAGUACUUCCCAUGUUAAAAAACAUUUAUUGUCUUGUUUUGCUGUAAUGGGAGUUCCAGAAAAAAUCAAAACUGACAAUGGACCAGGAUAUUGUAGUAAAGCUUUCCAAAAAUUCUUAAGUCAGUGGAAAAUUUCACAUACAACAGGAAUUCCUUAUAAUUCCCAAGGACAGGCCAUAGUUGAAAGAACUAAUAGAACACUCAAAACUCAAUUAGUUAAACAAAAAGAAGGGGGAGACAGUAAGGAGUGUACCACUCCUCAGAUGCAACUUAAUCUAGCACUCUAUACUUUAAAUUUUUUAAACAUUUAUAGAAAUCAGACUACUACUUCUGCAGAACAUCUUACUGGUAAAAAGAACAGCCCACAUGAAGGAAAACUAAUUUAGUGGAAAGAUAAUUAAAAUAAGACAUGGGAAAUAGGGAAGCUGAUAACGUGGGGGAGAGGUUUUGCUUGUGUUUCACCAGGAGAAAAUCAGCUUCCUGUUUGGAUACCCACUAGACAUUUGAAGUUCUACAAUGAACCCAUCAGAGAUGCAAAGAAAAGCGCCUCCACGGAGAUGGUAACACCAGUCACAUGGAUGGAUAAUCCUAUAGAAGUAUAUGUUAAUGAUAGUGUAUGGGUACCUGGCCCCACAGAUGAUCGCUGCCCUGCCAAACCUGAGGAAGAAGGGAUGAUGAUAAAUAUUUCCAUUGGGUAUCAUUAUCCUCCUAUUUGCCUAGGGAGAGCACCAGGAUGUUUAAUGCCUGCAGUCCAAAAUUGGUUGGUAGAAGUACCUACUGUCAGUCCUAACAGUAGAUUCACUUAUCACAUGGUAAGCGGGAUGUCACUCAGGCCACGGGUAAAUUAUUUACAAGACUUUUCUUAUCAAAGAUCAUUAAAAUUUAGACCUAAAGGGAAAACUUGCCCCAAGGAAAUUCCUAAAGGAUCAAAGAAUACAGAAGUUUUAGUUUGGGAAGAAUGUGUGGCCAAUAGUGUGGUGAUAUUACAAAACAAUGAAUUCGAAACUAUUAUAGAUUGGGCACCUCGAGGUCAAUUCUACCACAAUUGCUCAGGACAAACUCAGUCGUGUCCAAGUGCACAAGUGAGUCCAGCUGUUGAUAGCGACUUAACAGAAAGUCUAGACAAACAUAAGCAUAAAAAAUUACAGUCUUUCUACCUUUGGGAAUGGGAAGAAAAAGGAAUCUCUACCCCAAGACCAAAAAUAAUAAGUCCUGUUUCUGGUCCUGAACAUCCAGAAUUGUGGAGGCUUACUGUGGCCUCACACCACAUUAGAAUUUGGUCUGGAAAUCAAACUUUAGAAACAAGAUAUCGUAAGCCAUUUUAUACUAUCGACCUAAAUUCCAUUCUAACGGUUCCUUUACAAAGUUGCAUAAAGCCCCCUUAUAUGCUAGUUGUAGGAAAUAUAGUUAUUAAACCAGCCUCCCAAACUAUAACCUGUGAAAAUUGUAGAUUGUUUACUUGCAUUGAUUCAACUUUUAAUUGGCAGCACCGUAUUCUGCUGGUGAGAGCAAGAGAAGGCAUGUGGAUCCCUGUGUCCACGGACCGACCGUGGGAGGCCUCGCCAUCCAUCCAUAUUUUGACUGAAAUAUUAAAAGGCAUUUUAAAUAGAUCCAAAAGAUUCAUUUUUACUUUAAUUGCAGUGAUUAUGGGAUUAAUUGCAGUCACAGCUACGGCUGCUGUGGCAGGAGUUGCAUUGCACUCUUCUGUUCAGUCAGUAAACUUUGUUAAUUAUUGGCAAAAGAAUUCUACAAGAUUGUGGAAUUCACAAUCUAGUAUUGAUCAAAAAUUGGCAAGUCAAAUUAAUGAUCUUAGACAAACUGUCAUUUGGAUGGGAGACAGGCUCAUGACCUUAGAACAUCAUUUCCAGUUACAGUGUGACUGGAAUACGUCAGAUUUUUGUAUUACACCCCAAAUUUAUAAUGAGUCUGAGCAUCACUGGGACAUGGUUAGACGCCAUCUACAGGGAAGAGAAGAUAAUCUCACUUUAGACAUUUCCAAAUUAAAAGAACAAAUUUUCGAAGCAUCAAAAGCCCAUUUAAAUUUGGUGCCAGGAACUGAGGCAAUUGCAGGAGUUGCUGAUGGCCUCGCAAAUCUUAACCCUGUCACUUGGAUUAAGACCAUCAGAAGUACUAUGAUUAUAAAUCUCAUAUUAAUCAUUGUGUGCCUGUUUUGUCUGUUGUUAGUCUGCAGGUGUACCCAACAGCUCCGAAGAGACAGUGACAUCGAGAACGGGCCAUGAUGACGAUGGCGGUUUUGUCGAAAAGAAAAGGGGGAAAUGUGGGGAAAAGCAAGAGAGAUGAGAUUGUUACUGUGUCUGUAUAGAAAGAAGUAGACAUAGGAGACUCCAUUUUGUUCUGUACUAAGAAAAAUUCUUCUGCCUUGAGAUGCUGUUAAUCUAUGACCUUACCCCCAACCCCGUGCUCUCUGAAACAUGUGCUGUGUCAAACUCAGGGUUAAAUGGAUUAAGGGCGGUGCAAGAUGUGCUUUGUUAAACAGAUGCUUGAAGGCAGCAUGCUCAUUAAGAGUCAUCACCACUCCCUAAUCUCAAGUACCCAGGGACACAAACACUGCGAAAGACCGCAGGGACCUCUGCCUAGGAAAGCUAGGUAUUGUCCAAGGUUUCUCCCCAUGUGAUAGUCUGAAAUAUGGCCUCGUGGGAAGGGAAAGACCUGACCAUCCCCCAGACCAACACCCGUAAAGGGUCUGUGCUGAGGAGGAUUAGUAUAAGAGGAAAGCAUGCCUCUUGCAGUUGAGAGAAGAGGAAGACAUCUGUCUCCUGCCCAUCCCUGGGCAAUGGAAUGUCUCAGUAUAAAACCCGAUUGAACAUUCCAUCUACUGAGAUAGGGAAAAACUGCCUUAGGGCUGGAGGUGGGACAUGUGGGCAGCAAUACUGCUUUGUAAAGCAUUGAGAUGUUUAUGUGUAUGCAUAUCUAAAAGCACAGCACUUGAUCCUUUACCUUGUCUAUGAUGCAAAGACCUUUGUUCACGUGUUUGUCUGCUCACCCUCUCCCCACUAUUGUCUUGUGACCCUGACACAUCCCCCUCUCGGAGAAACACCCACGAAUGAUCAAUAAAUACUAAGGGAACUCAGAGGCUGGCGGGAUCCUCCAUAUGCUGAACGUUGGUUCCCCGGGCCCCCUUAUUUCUUUCUCUAUACUUUGUCUCUGUGUCUUUUUCUUUUCCAAGUCUCUCGUUCCACCUUAUGAGAAACACCCACAGGUGUGGAGGGGCAACCCACCCCUUCAUGAGACAAUAUUUAAAGGUUUGGGGAAAUCCUGUAAGGCAGUAAUCACAGCAAUUAACUCCGCCUUUUGAGCAGAAGUAUAAGAGGUAGAAAUAAGUUUGUCUGUAGGACUUACAUAGCCAGCAUUGCCAUUACUGGAGCCAUCAGUGAACACUGUAACGGCCUCAGGAAUGGGUUGAUUUUUGGUUAAUCGAGGAACCACCUAAGAAGUCAUUUUUAUAAAAUCAAAUAAUUUGUUUUUUGGAUAAUGAUUGUCAAUAACGCCAAUAAAAUCAGCCAAGUGAAUUUGCCACAGUACAGAAUGUUGAAAGGCAGCUUGAACUUUGAGCCAAUUUAAAGGAACUACAAUUAUAUUUGGAUCAAAUCCAGAAAUUUGAAGUAUUCUGCACCAAGCCUGUCUAAUUAAUAUGGCUAUUUGGUCUAGAUAAACAGACAAAGUUUUUGAGACAGAAUAAGGAAGAAAACAUCACUCCACUAAAUCAUUAUGUUGAACUAUUAGUCCAGUAGGGGAGUGUAAUGAAGCAAAAACUAGAAGCUGAAAAGGCUGAAAUGGCUGUACUCUAGAUAACUGGGCAGUCUGGAUUCUUUCUUCUACAAAUUCCAGUUCUAUUAAAGCCUCAGAGGUCAAAAUCCUGGCGCUGUGGAGAUUGGAAUCUCCCCGCAACAUAGAAAUCAAGUUAGACAGUGCAUAGGUUGGAAUGCCUAAAGUAGGUCUUAAAUAAUUAAUGUUACCUAAAAGUUUGUGGAAGUCAUCUAAAGUUUUUAAAGAAUCUCUCCUAAUUUGAACUUUUUGAGGUUGAAUACAUUGUUUAUCGACCACCAUUCCUAAAUAUUGAACAGGAGUGGUCUGAUGAAUUUUAUCUUGAGCAAUGUGUAAUCCAGCCUCUAUAACACAGCAGCUCAAAAUUUGGUAACAGUCAAUUCUUUAUCAGUGGGGGCAGCAAUUAAAAUAUCAUCAAUAUAAUGAUGAAUAUAGGCCUCGGGAAAUUGGGCUUGAACUGGUGAAAGCACUUGCCCAACAUAAAGCUGGCAGAUUGUAGGGCUAUUUAGCAUUCCUUGAGGAAGUACUUUCCAUUGAUAAUGAACUGCAGGUUCCUGAUUAUUGAUAGAUGGUACAGUAAAAGCAAAUUUUUCACAAUCUGAUUUAUGUAAAGCAAUAUAAAAAAAAAUCUUUAAGAUCAAUAACUAUGAGAGGCUAAUUUUUAGGUAUUAAAGCCAGGUUGGACGGCCCCCAUAGGUUUAAUUACAGCAUUAAUGGCCCUUAAAUCGGUUACCAUCCGCCAUUUGCCUGAUUUCUUUUUUACUAGGAACACAGGAGAAUUCUAAGGGGAAAGAGAAUGUUCCACAUAUCCAAGUUGCAACUGCUCAGAAACCAAUUGAUUUAAAGCCUCCAGUUUUUCUUUAGAAAGCGGCCACUGCUGAACCUAAACGGGAGUUUUAGGUUUCCAUUGUAAGGGAAUGGGAUCAGGAGGUAUGGCAGUGGCUGCCACUAAAAAGAAUAACCUAAACCAGCCCUGUUUUCUUUUAUAGUGACUGGGAGGGGUUUGGUAAUCCAGGAACAAACCUUAUAUUUUCCAUCAUAUGCUGACUGGGAGCACUAGAAGAGUUAUGUGGAAUAUUAAUUUCAGCCCUCUAUUUUGCCAGUAAAUCUCUACCCCAAAGAUUAAUGUGAAUUGGCAUGAUAUAGGGCUGAAUUGUACCUUUUUGACCAUCAGGGCCAGUGCAAAGCAAGAUAAAUGUGCUCUGAUAAAUUUCCUCGGCCUUUCCAACACCUACUAGUCCUACCUUAGUGGGAUGUUUAAGCCAAGAGGAAGGCCAUAAACUAGAGGAAAUAACAGAAACUUCGGCACCAGUAUCUACUAGGCCCUCAAACUUUUUUCCUUGAAUGUGUAUGAUGCAGGUGGGCCGUUGUUUAGAAAUUACAUUAAUCCAGUAAGUGGCCUUUUCACCGCCGGAGCCUAUCCCAGGGCCACAUGUCUUAUCGCCUUUGUUUAAAAUGAUAUUAGGUAGUAAAAGCAGUUGAGCAACUGACUCACCAGACGCAAUGGAAAUAGGAAACUUGGCAGACACAAUUAAUUUAAUCUCAUCAACAGAAUCAGAAUUAAUGAGACCAGUAUGAAUGGUGAAUCCUUUAGCAGAGGUGGAUGCUCUACCUAACACCAGGCCCACUGAACCUUGAGGUAAAGGGCCAGUGACCCCCGUGGGGACAAUCAAAGGCAAAGAAUCAGGAAGUAAAUUUAGAGGAAUAGUACUAAAGAGAUCAACCACCCCGCCUCCUACUGUGGAGGAGGACAAGCAUUGUACUGAGACAGAAGUAGAGGCUGGGACCUAUUUGGUUUGGUUGUAGGUAGAUUUGUUUGUGCUGGGGGUUGCACUGGGACUGCCUGAAGUGGAAACGCAAUGUUGGUCUGAGUUUGAAGUGUCCUAUUUGAUGUCGGGUCCAUCCCAGGCCCCGCUCCCUGUUUCCCUGGUGUUGUGGUAGGGGGUUUCCAUCUACAUUAUACCUAGAGCGGCAAACAUUUGCCCAAUGUUUACCUUUGCGACAACGUGGGCAAACAGUAGGAGCAGCAUUUGGCCAUGUUUGUUGAACCGACUUGGCCGCUUGUAAGUUUUUAACAGUGCAACUUUUUUGAAUAUGACCAAGUUGGCCACAAUUAUAGCAGGCUCCAAGAGAAGAAUUAAUGGGACCAGUUUGGUUGGUGUCCUUCAUGGCCGGUGCCCACAGAAUAGCUUUGUGGGUAUCUGAUCCAAUGCCUUCACAAGCUUUAAUAUAUGCAGGCAACACCUCGUGAUCAGGUAAAUUUUGCGUUGGACAGAAUGCAUGGCCAUUUUACAUUCAUGGUUUGCAUUUUCAAAAGCUAACAUAUAAAGGAGAAUGCCUUGAGUGCGCUCAUCAGAGACAGAUUUUUGAACAGCAUCUUGUAAUUUAGCCAAAAAAUCUGGGUAUAAUUCAGAGUGACUUUGUUUAACUAUGGUAAAAGGAACAGGAGCUUGGCCUGGAGCGUGUAAUUUAUCCCAAGCUCUCAUACACACCUUUGUUACUUGUUCUGUGGUAAGGGCAUCAAAGUUUAACUGGGCAUAAGCAUCAGAGAAACUAUCGGAGCCUGUGAGCUGAGCCUGAGUAAUUAGAAUGCCAUUACUGCUAUUUAGCUGAGCCUGCAAAUGGGCCUCUUCUGACCACCAGGUAUGGAAUACGGAAUUGUAAAUGCUGAGAUGGGGUUAGAACAGCUUUUGCCAAAAGGUCCCAAUCUAAGGGAAGUAAGUGACUUCAGUACGAAAAGUUUGUAAAACCAUCUUAACAUAAGGAGAAGUAGGACCAUACUGAGUACAAGCAUCCCUAAAUUCUUUUAAAAAAGGUAAGAUUGAACAGCGCAUAUCGAUGCAGACCGGUUUAGGACCCGAAACGACAGGAGGGUGAGGGGCUGUAGUGGAUGGGGGAUGGCCUGGAGAAUGAUAGGUAAAGUGUAGUUUGGUCCUGGAGCCAUUAGCUGAUGCUGGAGGUUUGAAGAGAGAAGAAUUAGCAUAUCUAUGGUACAUGCAGCAAAGAUCCCUACCUUAACAGAGCUUGCAUUAGAGUGGGGUGAAAAAACGUAAGCAAUCAACACACUAACAGAACACACUGUAUAGUAUGUAAGGAGAUGAUAACUGCCAUGACAGAGGAGAAAACCUAGAAUAAGGUAAGGGGAGUCACAAGUACUGGUAGGGGCAAAAGGGUGAACUUCAUUUAUAAGGUGAUAAGUAGGUCACAUCUGAGUAAAGACUUGGAGGAGAGAGGUGGCCAAGAGGGUAUCUGGGGUAGGAGGGACCCAGACAGAGGAAAGAGCCAGAGCAAAGGCCCUGGGGCAGGGAUUUGCCUGCCAUACAUAAACAACAGCAAGGAGGUGGCGAGUGGGUAGUGUGGAGUGAACAAGGGGAUUGGGUGUUGAGAGACACAGUCAGAGAGGGAGUGAGAUUGGAGAGAGUAGAUACAUUUUAGCUUUAUUAAUAAUGUCUUGUCCUGUAAAAAAAAAAUGCUUUCCUGUAAAAGUGGCUCAUGUCUUGUGUGUGCAUUUACAAUGUAUUUAGAAGCAAGUUAUUAGAAGGUAACAAAGUGGAGACUGUAUAAACCAUUGUUUCACAAAGUUUGGAUCAGAGGCAGAUUUCCCGUGAAAGUGAUGAAGCUGAAGCUUCAGGGCUUCUUGGAUGGCCCUGGAGGAGCCCUAGCAGUAUUCAUGUAAUCCAUUUUACAAAACAUAUCUUAAACAUUAAUUAGACCACAGCCUCUGUCUACUCUAACAUCCCCUUCAUCACAUUUCUGUUUUUGUUGGGUGGCAUCUCAGUUAUGGGCAUUUUGAGGUCUGGCCAAGGGGAAGUAGAAAUGGGAAGUACUUAGUUGGGGUUAGCGGGAUACAUGUAUGAGGGUUGCAAACUCUUGUGUGUGAAGUUCCCGCUACCCACUUCAGUGAAGAAAUGGCAUCCAGGAAUAUUCUUGCUGCCCUCUGCACUGACUCACUGGCAAUGGCCAUGGACAUGUUGCAAUCGGGCUGCAGGUGGGAAGCAGAGGAGAAAGCAGGUUGGAAGUGAACAACAGCCAGAGCUAUUCAGUAGCAAAGUAUUGUGGAAGCACGAAGGCAUUUAAUUAACUAAAAUUAUGCUGCUAUUUUUUAUGCUGUCAUGUUCUUUGUAGUAUUUGUAUUUUUUUAACCUGAACUAAUUCCCUGGGAUUUCUUUUUUUUUAUUCUAAUUGAAUUUAUUUUUGUUCCUAUUUGUAUUUCCAGUUUUGUUCUUUUAUUAUUUUUCUUUUUCAUGAGAAUACUCCAAAUUAUAUAAGCCUCAGGUCAUUUUUAAAAACCUGGUUUGGUUAAGAUAAGGAGAAAGAAAAGAUGAUAAGGACAAAGUACAAGAUGAAGGGAGGUCCAUUGGUCCUUUUUGUGGAGGGAGAACUUAGAAUAUGUAUACAAAGGCUAAACAAGAGCUGUGGAAUAAAAGCUAAAGGUAGAAGAAGAGGAAAUAUGUCCUAUAUCACUCUGGUGUCAUAUGCUGCCGCACAAAAACUCAGUUGUACUCUUCAACAUGAUAUAUACUAGCUGUUCACUUUCCACAUAUCCAUCAUUUCCAAAAACAUUCUCAACCACUAAAAGAUAAAAAUGUCUGUGACCCCAGGGCUUUCAAGUUCCUGUUCAUUCAGCCUUCCAACCAUUCAUCCAUCUAUUCAACAAAUGUUUAUUAAGCACUUACCCUGUCCUGGUUUGUACACGGAAAUACCUAGGCAUUCAUUUCUACAGUGCUUCUGAUUGGUCCAGCCCAUGCCCUAUAAUCCCUCUGACAGAAUAAGUUCAACCCUCAUACAUGUAUCCCACUAAC
Homo sapiens (human) is the source of this 22153-nucleotide messenger RNA. Its product is annotated as endogenous retrovirus group K member 18 Env polyprotein. The coding region runs from base 14123 to 15805 and encodes 560 amino acids. Lineage: Eukaryota; Metazoa; Chordata; Mammalia; Primates; Hominidae. The transcript has a single exon. The record is from RefSeq and is a predicted model, not a curated record.